Drosophila busckii is the source of this 2872-nucleotide messenger RNA. RefSeq names its product b(0,+)-type amino acid transporter 1 (gene sbm). Gene Ontology annotation, molecular function: L-amino acid transmembrane transporter activity. The transcript is spliced from 9 exons. Bases 819 to 2441 code for a protein of 540 amino acids. The record is from RefSeq and is a predicted model, not a curated record. Lineage: Eukaryota; Metazoa; Arthropoda; Insecta; Diptera; Drosophilidae. Gene Ontology annotation, biological process: amino acid transmembrane transport. Gene Ontology annotation, cellular component: membrane.
UGCAUACAUACAUAGAUAUAUGUAUGUACAAGCUUUCGCGUGUGUCUGUGUGUACAUAAAUUUGUAAAAGAAAAUCUCUUCACCUUCGCGCUGCUCAUCAGUGUGAAAAUGUGGCUGCAAAUAAUUUGUCUGCAGUGACAAGCAGCGCGCUAUUAAAAUUCAUACAUAACAAAUUGCAAAAACAGGCAAAAGCGUAAAAAACUUUGAGAUUUUACUCUGGCUGUAUAAAUUAGGCGCACGAGGCGAGGACUUGUACUUGUGCAAAUAUACAUACAAUAAAUUAUAUACAUACAUAUGUACAUAUUGCCGGCAUUCGUGUCACGUAGACAAGUGGCGAAGAAGCCGAGAACCGACGACAAACGUUAAAGAGAGCAAUAGCAAUAGAAUUACAGGCGCCCAGCCUUUUGGAGCCGCAACGCGAGUGAGAGAGCCAGCCAGAGACAGAGAGAGAGAGAUCUCUGCUCAGCAUCAGCAGCAGCAGCAGCGACAAUUUCGUGGACAGCGACAGGCGCUUGCUUCGUGUUCUUAUUGUCGGCAGAACGAAGCUUUUACUUUUGUGUUCGUGUGUGCUCGCGCGUGUGUGUGUGUGUGUGGAAACAUAUUUGACGACGCGCCUGCAAACUGUUGGCAUAGUUGCCAGCGAAUAGUCGCCCACAUCGCACGCGUUUUUUAGCAGCCGCAUUAGCAGCAGCAGCAGCCAGCCAGCUAGCCAGCAUUCGUUAUUUUAUUGAGAUUCGCUUUCGUUGGUUAUAUUCUGAAUCGCUGAGAGCUGAAAUUCGCGGCGAAAUAAUUUUGGCUAUUUGUUAUCCGUCCAUGCCAUGCGCGAUAAAAUAUCACAACUAUUUUGCUUGCAAAAAAACGCAUGCAAAACUAAUUCAACAGAUAAUAGAGGACAUAAUGUGCCAACAAAAGCAACGAACAACGGGACUAUGUGUGCCAAUGGGUCUUUUGGGACAGAAGGGCCCGAAGCGACAGAGACCGACUCAUCAGGGACCGGGCGGAUGCGGAAGUCGCUGGAGAGGAAUGGCUCAACGCAGAACGACACUGUUCACCUCGAGAGAAGGCUGGGCCUCUUCAGUGGGGUGGCUUUAAUUGUCGGAACUAUGAUAGGGUCUGGAAUAUUUGUGUCACCCUCCGGUUUACUGGUUCGCACCGGUUCCGUUGGAGUUAGCUUUAUAAUCUGGCUUGCCUGUGGUCUGCUCUCGCUUUUGGGCGCUCUGGCAUACGCUGAACUUGGCACGAUGAAUACUUCGUCUGGUGCGGAAUGGGCCUACUUUAUGGACGCUUAUGGACCAGCGCCAGCGUUUCUUUUCUCAUGGGUAUCGACACUGGUGUUGAAGCCAUCACAAAUGGCCAUAAUCUGUUUAUCCUUUGCGCAAUAUGCCGUUGAGGCAUUUGUCACCGAAUGUGAUCCGCCCAGGGGCGUGGUCAAAAUGGUUGCGCUUGUGGCAAUUGUGAUGAUAUUGUUUGUCAAUUGCUAUAGUGUUAAUCUGGGCAUGGCCGUGCAGAAUGUUUUCACUGCUGCCAAGUUGGUGGCCGUUGUUAUUGUCAUCUGCGGCGGCGCUUGGAAAUUGUUCCAGGGCAACACGCAGCAUCUGUCGAAUGCAUUUAAUGGGCCGAUGCCGAAUAUUGGGGCCAUUGCGACAGCAUUUUAUACGGGAUUGUGGGCCUACGAUGGCUGGAAUAAUCUCAACUAUGUCACCGAGGAGAUUAAGAAUCCCAGCAAGAAUUUGCCACGCUCUAUUAUGAUUGGUAUACCAUUGGUAACGCUCUGUUAUGCAUUGAUUAACAUUUCCUAUUUGGCUGCCAUGUCGGCCACCGAGAUGAUCGAGUCCGAGGCAGUCGCUGUCACCUUUGGCAAUCGCAUUCUGGGCGCCCUUGCCUGGUUAAUGCCGCUAAGUGUUACCAUUAGCACAUUUGGCAGUGCCAAUGGCACGCUCUUCGCUGCUGGACGUCUUUGCUUUGCGGCCAGCCGUGAAGGUCAUCUGUUGGACAUCUUGUCGUAUGUGCAUGUGCGACGCUUGACACCAGCACCUGGUCUCAUAUUCCACUCGCUGAUUGCCUCGGCAAUGGUGCUGCAUGGCACAAUUGAUUCGCUGAUUGAUUUCUUCAGCUUCACCGCAUGGAUAUUCUAUGGCGGCGCCAUGUUGGCCCUCAUCGUGAUGCGAUUCACCAAACCCAACUAUCCACGGCCAUAUAAAGUGCCAAUUAUCAUUCCCGUUGUGGUCUUGGUCAUCUCAGUGUAUCUCGUUGCCGCGCCCAUAUUCGAAACGCCACGCAUUGAGUAUCUCUAUGCACUGCUCUUCAUCUUUGCCGGGCUCAUCUUCUAUGUGCCGUUCGUCAAGCUGGGCAUGACGCCACGCUUUAUGAACAAGGUAACUUUGUUCUUCCAGCUGCUGCUGGAGGUGGUGCCCACAUCUUCGAUGGCCAUGUUCGAGUAAUAAUUCUCCAAGUGCUCAAGAAACGUGUUGAUGGAAUGUUGAUAAUUACAUAUGUACUUAGUUCUGUAGACGCAACAAAAACAAAAACAACAAAAAAAAAAAAGCAAAGAAAUUACCAAAAUACUUACAAAAAAUAAUGAGCAAAAGCAAAGCAAAACAUUCACAGAUAUUCAAGAUUAUAUGUUACAUAGAGAAGUUGCUUUAAGAAUAUUCUAAUUGUUAUGUCGUUGUUUGUUAACUAUUAAAAAUAGUUGACCCCAACCAAACAAACAAACAAAACAAAUUCAGAGCGUGUUCUGCUUGCAUUCAAAUUAUAGUUGUAAAUUAUAAACAAUUGGAGGCGCUAGUGCUUAAAAUUGUGUGAGCUUAGCUUAGCUUAACUAUUGGUCUUUGCCCAACGAACUCAGACCACCAACAAUAACAACAACAAC